AUGCGUGUGUCGCCGCUGGUUGUCGUAGACGAUGACUCUGACCAGCACAUGCAGGCGGGGCCGCGGGACAGCAGCCAGGCGGGCAUCGAUCAGCUCGCCACUGCCGCUGACAAGAAGCAGCACAGCGGGGUUGACGCUGCCGCAGGGCCCGGCCACGGCCCCGCCCUUGCCGCGGCCGCCAAGCCCGGCGGCGGAACCGGGGCCAGUCGCGCCGCCGAGGCCAAGCGGCGCCAGUCCCAUGUCGCCCUGGCCUUCGGCCGGAAGUCCUCGCCCCGCUGCACCCGCAGCUUGCCCCUGGCCGAUCCCUCGACGGCGGCGCCGGCAGGCGCCGGCGCAGAGGGCGACGCGUCCGCGCGCUCGCACGCCAGCAUGGCCAGCAGUUCCGCUUGCAGCGCCGCACCCGCCGCCGCCGCGCGCGGCCACGGCCAGCUGGCGCACCACCGCCCCGCCGCCGCCGCUGCCGCGGGCAGGGGCGCCGGGAAGCCGCUCGAGCAGCCGCCCUGGCUGGGGCCACUGGGGGGCCGGCCAAGGGCGUCCCUCGGCGCGUCUGGUGGGGACGGGCACGCCGCAAGCAACACACAGAAGCGCGCCGCCGCGCCUGGCCUGAUGACGGCGUCGAUCGACAGCAGCAGCGGCGACCCCGCACUGCGCUCCGCGGCGGCGGGCCCCGCCCGCAAGGUUGCGGGCGGGCCGUCCGCGGCCGCACGAGUCGCGGCGGCUGCGGCGGCGGCGCCGUCCCGGCUGCAGGGCGGGCCGUCGGGCAUCGGCAAGACGGUUGAGAAGCAGCAGCAGCAGCAGCGGCCGCAGCAGGGCGGGGGUGCAGACCUGCCUGGCAGACCUGGCCUUGAGCACACUAGAGCGGACGAGGCGGCCGGCGCCGCGGCGCACUCUGGAGAGGUUGGGUUUGCUGACACCGCAUCCGACGCGGCGGCGGCCGCCAGGCGCGUCGCGGCGCUGCCGCUGCACAGGGUCGGUCCUCAAGAGGAGGGGGAGCCUGGCGGCGGGGAGCCCUCGCCGCCGCGGCACCGCCGCGCGCCGCCGUCUCCGGACCCGCUGACGCCGCGGGGCGCGGCGGGCGGCCCGGGCGGCGCGGCGGCGCAGCAGCCCGCGGAGUCGUCGGACACGCGGCCGCUGCAGGGGCAGGCCGCCGGCGAGGCGCAUGCGCAGGCACAGGCACAGCGGCCCCAGGGCCAGCCGAGGGCCGCGCCGGCCAAGGCGCGCGCCGCCGCGCCGGCGCCGCGCGCCACGCCGCCCAAGCCGCAGCCGGGGGCGUCGCCGAUUUUCGCGAGGGCGGCCGGCGGCGGGCGUGGGGGGCCGGGGCGGCGCUGCGUCGCCGCCUACACCCCAGAGCCCAAGCCCAAGGCCGCAGGCGAGCAGCGGCGCGCCAAGCGCACGCCUGUGCCACGGCUGGACUUGACGCCAGUGCUGCUUUCCCAGGAAGCGCAGUCCGGCGCCGCAAGCGACGCCGAGCCGGACUGCGACGAGGGCGCCUGGGCCCAGCAGCCGCAGCGGCCAGAGCAGUCCGGGGGCAGCGGCGCGGGGCUCCCGAGCGGCGGCGGCGGCGGCGGCGGCGACGCGGGGUUCUUUUUGGAUGCGGCGAGGCCGGACGGGUCUGCUGGGCGGAGCGGCGGCAAGGCGGCGGGCAGCAAGCCCGCCGCCGCGGCGCGUGCGGCGGCGGGGAAGCAGCAGCCGUCGGGCGGGGCGGCGCCCGGGUCGGGGGCGGGCUCCGCGCAGGAGCCUGAGGAGGCAUUUUACGUGUAUGCCCCAGCGGUGCCGCGGGAGACCUGGGCACAGGCCGCAGCCGGGCGCGUGCUUCGCCGCGCGGCGUGCAGAGGCUGA
Molecule: messenger RNA, 1839 nt
Organism: Monoraphidium neglectum
Lineage: Eukaryota; Viridiplantae; Chlorophyta; Chlorophyceae; Sphaeropleales; Selenastraceae
Exons: 3
Coding region: 1-1839 (612 amino acids)
Source: RefSeq, a predicted model, not a curated record